AUGCCUCAAGCUCCACCACCACAGGUUGAGAUAAAUGCACAGUUGUGGCGCCAGAUUUUCACCACUACCACGGGAACCAGUCGAGACGUACAGAGUCUCCAGCAGGCUAUGGGGACUUUGACGACUGAGAUGCAUACAGCCCACCGUGACAUCCGCAUUUCCACUGAUAUGUCACGUGCUGCUCGCCAGGAUGCCCAGGCAGCUAGGAGGGAGAUGGAAACUGUGAACGGUCGACUCAAUGUGUAUGUAGGUAGGGUGGGUGGCAUCCAGAUGAGGGUAAAUGAAACUUGGGAGCGUCUGGGCCGUUUGGAAACACGUGUUGAGAGAAUCCAUGAUGAAAUGACACAGCAGUCAGCACUGAUGAGAGAGGUCUUGGCACGCCUACCUCCACCUCCAGCUGAUGGUACUGCAGUAAAAGAAAUGGAGUAUUUUUCGACACAUUUCCAUCCCAGAAUCCCUAUUCUUUACAUUAUUGUAAUCCUACAAACUUCUUCGUCAAUGCCCACAAUGGGAAACGAAACUGAUCGACAAGCUUUGUUGGAUUUCAAGAAUGGAAUAAAUCAGGAUCCAUUUCAGAUCAUGACGUCCUGGAAUGAUUCGGUUCAUCAUUGCAACUGGAUUGGAAUUACAUGCAAUACCUUCAAUGGAAGAGUUAGAAUUCUAAACCUGAAAUCCUUAAAUUUGGUUGGCUCAUUACCGCCUUCUUUAGGCAAUCUUUCAUUUCUCGAAGGUAUAUACCUGAGAAGGAACAGUUUCCAGGGUGAUAUUCCUCAGGAAAUUGGAAGAUUAUUGAGAAUGAAAAAUCUUAAUUUAUCAUACAAUUCCUUCACUGGAAAUAUUCCUUCUAAUCUCACGCACUGCACAGAACUUACAGUUCUUGCUUUGGGACAUAACUAUCUUACAGGAGGAUUCCCUGCCUGGAUAGGAAAUUUUUCGUCUCUUUUCAUGAUUGUGCUUGCUCUCAACAGUUUUCAGGGUAGUAUACCUCAAGAAAUCGGGCACUUGUCGAGGUUGGAAAUGUUUCAGAUUUAUGGAAAUCAUUUCUCUGGCACAAUUCCUGCUUCCAUUUAUAAUAUAUCAACUAUUAGUUACUUCUCUGUUACCCAGAAUCGCUUGCACGAGGAACUCCCACCAGACAUCGGUUUCAACUUUCCAAAUCUUGAAGUAUUUGCUGGUGGUGUAAACAAUUUCACUGGAUUGAUACCUGUCUCGAUAUCAAAUGUUUCCGGGCUUGGCUUGAUUGAUUUUGCUGAAAACAAAUUAACAGGGACGGUGCCAACAGGUCUUGGAAGCUUGACAGAUUUGGGAUUGGCCAAAAAUUUCUUCGGUGGAGAAUUACCAGAUUCGGUAGCCAACCUUUCGACUAAACUCAACAUACUUACAUUGGGGAGCAAUUUAAUGCAUGGAAAUCUUCCUGUUGGUAUAGGAAAUCUUGUUAAUUUGACCCUAUUAGACCUGGAAAAAAAUUUCUACACAGGAAGCAUCCCUGACGACAUUGGAAAGCUUCAAAACUUAGUGGAAUUGCAUUUCAAUGGUCAUGAACUCUCUGGCAUGAUUCCAGCUUCUCUUGGUAACUUGACAUCGUUAACUAGACUUCGCUUGGAGAGCAAUAAACUCCAAGGAAACAUACCUUCAGAAAUAGGUAAUUGCAGAGGUUUAAUUGAGCUAAACCUUUCUGAUAAUAAUCUUACUGGAAUUAUACCAAAGGAGGUCAUGAGUCUCUCUUCUCUUUCAAUUGUUUUAAACAUGGCGAAAAAUGCAUUGUUUGGUCCAUUACCAGUCGAAGUGGGCAGGCUCAUAAAUCUGAAGGAACUGGAUGUUUCAGAAAACAAAUUGUCAGGCAAUAUACCCAGGAGCCUUAGCAGUUGCCUAAGUUUGGAGCGUUUGGAUAUGGGCAGUAAUCUUCUUCAAGGACAAAUUCCUGAAACUUUGGAACCAUUACGAGGCUUAGAGGAGAUAGAUUUAUCGCAUAAUAACUUGUCCGCAUGCUCGAAAUCCAAGACUUACUCUUCAAGAAACCAAGUUGUGAGAGUAAUAAUCCCCGUCACUGUUUCUGCAAUCUUCAUUCUGUUUAUAUGUUGUUUUUCUGUUUGGUAUGUAUCGAGGAAGUCGAAAAAGCAGAAACUCGAGGCUUUCUUUUCGCAAAAUUUUCGAUUAUACAAUUCAUACCAAAAAAUAUUUCAGUUGACUGAUGGAUUUUCUGAGGACAACUUAAUUGGUUCUGGUAGUUUUGGUUCCGUAUACAAAGGAGUCCUCAAUGAGAAUGGAGUGAGCGGUGCAAUAGUAGCGGUGAAAGUAUUGAAUCUUGAACAGAAAAGAGCCACCAAAAGUUUCAUGGCUGAAUGUGGAGUUCUCAAAAGCACAAGGCAUCGAAAUCUCCUCAAGAUUAUAAGUGCUUGUUCAAGCGUCAAUCGUCAAGGUAAUGAAUUCAAAUGUCUAGUUUACGAGUUCAUGAUCAAUGGAAACCUAGAAGAGUGGCUGCAUUCAACACAUCGUGCAGCAUACCAGAGGAGGAGUUUGGGCAUCUGUGAAAGAUUGACGAUAGCCAUAGAUGUUGCUUCUGCUCUAGAUUAUCUGCACACUUAUUACCACACUCCAAUAGUUCAUUGCGAUCUAAAGCCAAGCAACAUACUUCUAGACGAAGAUUUGACUGCUCACGUUGGAGACUUUGGAUUGGCAAAGUUUCUCCUCAAAGGUUCAGAAAAUCCGAAACGUUGUACCAUGUCAUCUGAGUUAAAGGGUUCGAUUGGUUACAUUCCUCUAGAGUACGGUUCAGGCUGUGAGGUUUCCAGCCUUGGAGAUGUUUACAGUUUUGGAAUAGUUUUACUGGAGUUAUUUGUAGGCAAAAGACCAACUGAUGAUAUAUUCAAAGAUGAUAUGACCAUACACGAAUAUGUCGCCAGAGCUUUGCCUCAACAUAUUAUGGAAAUUGUCGAUCCAUCGUUGCUAUUAGCCGGAGAAAAUGACAAGACGUACGAGGUAGAAACCGCUGGAAGAGAAGAAAUUGAGAUUUUAUGCAAAGAUGGCUUCCAACUUUUAUAUAGAGGUCCACUUUUAGAACUACUGAUUUCAGUAUUGGAAAUUGGACUUUCUUGUUCAAAUUCAUCGCCAAAGGACCGGUUGCCAAUGAAUACUGUUAUGAAUAAACUUAACUCAAUCAAAUACUCAUUUUUUAAGAUCAAGAACAGAAGACCAAGAAGAAGAUGAGUUUAUUAGGGAAAAUAUUUGCUCAUUGAUUAUUGUCAGAGUACAAUGACCCGAAUUUUGUUUGGCCCUACCCAAAAAGCUCAUGGUGCAACAUGGUAAAACCAAAAUUAUAAGAAUUUUGAGGGUCUGUGGUGGUAACGGAGGGAUUGAGCCAAUAGAGGCGGGGCCCCCACGGUAUGGCCGUGUUUUAUUAUUCUGGGUAUGUGUGUGUGUGUG
Molecule: messenger RNA, 3423 nt
Organism: Olea europaea var. sylvestris
Lineage: Eukaryota; Viridiplantae; Streptophyta; Magnoliopsida; Lamiales; Oleaceae
Product: probable LRR receptor-like serine/threonine-protein kinase At3g47570
Exons: 5
Coding region: 1-3207 (1068 amino acids)
Biological process (GO): protein phosphorylation
Molecular function (GO): ATP binding; protein binding; protein kinase activity
Source: RefSeq, a predicted model, not a curated record